Messenger RNA from Hyaena hyaena (striped hyena), 657 nucleotides. Its product is annotated as interferon-induced transmembrane protein 1-like. The transcript is spliced from 2 exons. NCBI's taxonomy places the organism in Eukaryota, Metazoa, Chordata, Mammalia, Carnivora, Hyaenidae. Bases 121 to 498 code for a protein of 125 amino acids. Gene Ontology annotation, cellular component: plasma membrane. Gene Ontology annotation, biological process: negative regulation of viral genome replication; type I interferon-mediated signaling pathway; host-mediated suppression of symbiont invasion. The record is from RefSeq and is a predicted model, not a curated record.
AGAGUAGGAGGGACCCUAAGCACCUAUCAGCAUCCAGAGCACACCUGCUCGCUCUCUGCAUCAGGAAUUCAUUUCCCAACGCUUCUUCAUCUGGGACAGCUGCCUUUUUGAAAGCUGGAGAUGAUAAAGGAGAAUAAGGUGGACAUCCUGGAGGUGCCCCAGAGAUCAGCUCCCAUGGCGACCACUGUGAUCAACAUCCAGCCGGAGACGUUCGUGCCCGACCACAUUGUCUGGUCCCUGUUCAACACGAUCUUCAUGAACUGGUGCUGCCUGGGCUUCGUGGCAUUUGCCUACUCCGUGAAGUCUAGGGACCGGAAGAUGGUCGGUGACAUGAUUGGGGCCCAGACUUAUGCCUCUACCGCCAAGUGCCUGAACAUCUGGGCCCUGGUCUUGGGCCUCCUUCUGACCACUGGAUUCAUUGUUCUUCUGGUGUUUGCCUCCCUGACGGCCUCCAGUAUCAUUUUAAGGGUUAUGCAGACGAACGGGGGCUACCACUAGCUGCUCAGGGCAGGAGACGCCAGUCCUCCACCGUCCCCUGCUGGCCGGGCUUCCCAUGCUUCCCGGGCUGUUGGUCCCGUCCCUCAGCACCCAGCCCUUCACCCUGUUAUAGAGAUUACCUGACCACAACUGAAUGCAAUAAAAUACACUUGUGUGUGA